GCAUACAUUCCUGCACGUUUUUUGAGUCUGUUCUUUCACCAUGCCUUUCCUUGACCUCCAGAGUAACCUGCCUGCGAGCAGCUUUUCUGAAGACUUUCUGAAGAAGCUUGUGUCUGUGACUGCGGCCGCUUUGGGGAAACCAGAAGACCGCAUGCAUGUGGUGGUGCAUCCUGGUCUUCCCAUGAUAAUAAAAGGAUCCUGCGCCCCUUGUGCCAUCCUCUCUGUGUCAGCCAUUGGAGCCACAGACUCUGCAGAGAAGAACAAGGACCACAGCGCAAAGAUCUUCAGCUUCCUCACCAGCGAACUCAACCUCACUGAAGACAGGAUUGGGAUCAUGUUCAACGCUCUACAGCCCCAUCAAGUGGGCACGAAGGGAACUGUCAUGAGCUUUUUGUAAACGUCUCAGUUGAAGUCAGUGAA
Molecule: messenger RNA, 420 nt
Organism: Periophthalmus magnuspinnatus
Lineage: Eukaryota; Metazoa; Chordata; Actinopteri; Gobiiformes; Gobiidae
Product: D-dopachrome decarboxylase-A-like
Exons: 3
Coding region: 41-397 (118 amino acids)
Molecular function (GO): phenylpyruvate tautomerase activity
Source: RefSeq, a predicted model, not a curated record